AUUCGGAUGCUGAAUAAUUUUCCAAUAGCAUAUGUAUUUUUUUUUUUUAAUUAUUAUUUUAGUAAGGAAGAAGGAGGGGUCUCUCUCUGAAUCUGAGAAGAGAAGUCAUAAAGUCCCAAACAGAAAAAAUAAAAUCAUUGCCCAUUUCCAUUUUCUUAAUGGUCAAGAACCACUGCUCAUCAUUAUCAAUGCCACCCUUCUCUCAUUGAUUUCCUUCUUCUUCCCCGCCAUUCUUUUCUGUGUUUCAGCUCUCUUUUUCCCACACACACAUUCUCAUUUGGACCCUGCCUUGCCUGCUGCUGUGUUGUGUAAUUUACCACGCUCGAGAAUAUAAUCUUUCUUUGUCUUAAUGAGAUAGAGGUUUUGGAAGGAAUUAUUAAAUCAAGAGUGAACAUGGGUGAGAGCCAGAAGUUCCAGUUGGGCACUAUUGGGGCUUUGAGUUUGUCGGUGGUGUCUUCCGUUUCAAUUGUGAUUUGCAACAAGGCCCUCAUUAGUACUCUUGGUUUCACUUUUGCUACAACUUUGACAAGCUGGCAUCUUUUGGUCACAUUUUGCUCGCUUCACGUAGCACUAUGGAUGAAACUGUUUGAACAUAAGCCUUUUGAUGCAAGAGCUGUCAUGGGAUUUGGUGUACUAAAUGGAAUCUCCAUUGGACUUCUGAAUCUUAGCUUGGGUUUCAACUCUGUUGGUUUCUAUCAGAUGACAAAAUUGGCAAUCAUCCCCUGCACUGUUUUUUUAGAGACCAUAUUCUUUAGGAAGCAAUUCAGUAGGACCAUCCAGUUUUCACUUAUAAUCCUUCUUAUGGGGGUUGGGAUUGCUACAGUGACUGAUCUUCAGCUCAAUGCCCUGGGAUCCUUCUUGUCCCUGCUUGCAGUUCUUACAACUUGUGUUGCUCAGAUUAUGACAAACACUAUCCAGAAGAAGUUCAAAGUUUCUUCAACGCAACUUCUGUAUCAGUCUUGCCCCUAUCAAGCUAUGACUCUGUUCAUUAUUGGUCCAUUUCUAGAUGGGCUUUUGACCAAUCAAAAUGUAUUCGCUUUCAAUUACACCCCGCAAGUGUUGUUCUUCAUUGUUUUGUCCUGCCUGAUAUCGGUUUCCGUAAACUUCAGUACAUUUUUGGUUAUUGGAAAGACGUCUCCUGUUACCUAUCAGGUCCUUGGACAUCUAAAAACAUGUCUAGUUUUGACAUUCGGCUAUGUUCUACUUCGUGACCCAUUUAGCUGGCGCAACAUUCUGGGGAUCUUAGUUGCGGUAGUUGGAAUGGUACUCUAUUCUUACUAUUGCAAUCGUGAGAGCCAGCAGAAGGCCAGUGAAGCCCCAGUGCAGCUGUCCCAGCCAAAAGAAGUUGAAUCAGAUCCGUUGUUAAGUGUUGAAAAUGGAAACGGGAUUCAUGGCGAUGGUGGUCCAAAGUCUCCUGUGUGGAGUUCAAAUAAAGACCUGCACGCAUAAAAACGUAGUCUUUCAUAUGCCUUGAGUUGAGGUGAAAUUUAGCUGACAGAGCUGAUCCCGACAAUGAAGAUGUUGCGGGCAACUAGCAAGGGUUUUUGAUGUGGUUCGUUUCGAUAGUUAUAUGCAAUUGGAGGUUACACUUUGUACUGUAGAACUAGUCUUGAUAAUUGAAGAAUCUCCUCUCAUCUCUUCUCCUCCUCCAUUUUCCCAUUUUUCUUUUCACAUACAAGUUUUGGUUAUUAUUUUUUCUUCUUUUUUUUUUGUAUGAAUCAGAAUCAAACAUGGAAGAUGAGAUUUAUACCACAAUUUGGUAUUGCAAAAUGUAUACUGUUACCUUAUAGUACAAGGAUAUUCAUUAUUGUUCAUUAGUGAAA
Molecule: messenger RNA, 1823 nt
Organism: Cannabis sativa
Lineage: Eukaryota; Viridiplantae; Streptophyta; Magnoliopsida; Rosales; Cannabaceae
Product: UDP-xylose transporter 3
Exons: 9
Coding region: 394-1449 (351 amino acids)
Cellular component (GO): Golgi apparatus
Molecular function (GO): antiporter activity; UDP-xylose transmembrane transporter activity
Source: RefSeq, a predicted model, not a curated record